Molecule: messenger RNA, 1813 nt
Organism: Halichondria panicea
Lineage: Eukaryota; Metazoa; Porifera; Demospongiae; Suberitida; Halichondriidae
Exons: 1
Coding region: 227-1699 (490 amino acids)
Molecular function (GO): GTP binding
Source: RefSeq, a predicted model, not a curated record
CAUAUUUAGAAGUCAAUGCAACCAACCUGUUGUUGCAAAGCACCCCAAAGAUUCUGCAAAAAGGACUGUGUGUUUGACCAGUUAGAGCACUCUGGUAAGUGCUUACCUCUGAGUGCUUACUAUUCUAUACUAUCGAGCUAUACUAUACUGUACUGGGUGAUUCUGUGUAGUAGAUCUAUACCAAUUAGAUCUAAAAUUAAGCACACAGGACCAUAAUUAAAAGACUAUGGCCACCCAAGAGGCAGAACUCUCUUCUGAAAAAAAGUGUGCCCGAGAGAUGUUCACUGUUCUGAAAAGCUAUUUAGAAUCAGCUCGUUCUCUUGGUGUUCUUGUUGCUGGUAAAACUGGUGUAGGGAAGUCAUCACUGAUCAACAGCUUGAUAGGUGGUGCUCAGCUUGCAGAAGAAGGCUCUUCUGUGCGGUCCGUUAGUAGAAACAUUAUUAGUUACACCACUAGCUUCAAUACCCCUGUACCAAGCAAAGAAAAUGAAGUUACGACUCUCACCGCCUGGGAUUCACCUGGUUUUGGAGAUAUUUUUAUCAGUGAAAAGGACAGGGAAGUGCGUCUUUCAGAAUUAAGAUUCGCGAUUGACAAGGCAGACGUUUUUCUAUAUUGCUUCAAGAUUACCGAGCGUAUAACUGGUGAUGAUGCUGACGGCAUUGUGAAGAUUACAAAGGCACUUGAUUCUAGCAUUUGGAAAAAAGCAGUGUUUGCUUUGACUUUUGCGAAUGAGAUUCAGAUUCCAAAAAACGACAAGCGCUCUGUGAAUCAGUUACCACAAUACCUUACUGAAAAGGUGGAAGAAUGGAAACAAAUCAUUUACGAUGUGCUUAAAACUAAGGCAGAGGUACCUGAAGAUAUUCUUAGAGAUAUCUCUGUUGUUCCUGUUGGAUAUUUAGCCGACAAUCCACCUGAUCGAAGUGAAUGGUACACACCAUUUUGGAUGGAGCUCUUCAAGAAGACAAGGGAGACAGGCAAACCAGGCUUACUCCGUCUCACUUGGUCAAGAUUUAACUGCCAAGAAGACAAAGCUCUCAACUUCAAUGAGCAAAUGAACGAGUCACUCCCUGUGAACCUACUCAAAGAUGAUCAACUAUCGAAUUUGAUCAAUAUUGGCAAUUUGGAACAGUAUUUGCCAACCUCACCCCAUCAGUCUCUCAGUGAUAUGCCGUCCAAGCUUCGAGCUGAUCAUGAAGAACAGCUUCUGCCACCACAAAGUUUGGCAUCAGCUUUACCGUCUCACAACACUGCAUCACUGUUUGCAACUAGCCAACACGAAACAUCUCUGUUUGUAGAUAUUGCUCCAGAAGAACCCCACUUGGCAGUUGGGGGUUCACCACGAAUAACUGCACAAGAAUUGAAAAUUACUGCUAGGGCUGAGACGACGUCGGUACGUAUAGGAGAUGAAGGCACCAAUGAAAGAGUUAAACAUCCUCAACUGAAAAAAGCAGCUAAAAUUGGAGCAACUAUUGGCAGCACUGCAGCAGCAGGGGCUUUAGUGGGUCUGCUCAUAGGGAUAAUUGGUGGACCUAUAGGCAUGGCUAUUGGGGCAGGUGCCGGUUUUGCUGCUGGUGGUGGUGUUGGGGCUGGAGGAUUGAUUGCUAAAGAAAUUGCGAAGUUCAUGAAACAAAAACAAGCCAAAAAGAAACAAAAAGCAGCAGAAAACGUGGGAACGGACAAUCCUAGUAUAAACAGUUAACUCCCUGGGUUAGUGGCAGUUUUCUAGUUUGAGUGUGUGUGGAUGUAUUGUAUCCGUAUAUUUUUACCAUCAAUAUUAAUGAUUGUGCAUUAUAAAAACAUUUUGUGAAAAAUG